This is a messenger RNA of Sapajus apella (tufted capuchin), 586 nucleotides long. RefSeq lists its product as uncharacterized. Bases 94 to 573 code for a protein of 159 amino acids. NCBI's taxonomy places the organism in Eukaryota, Metazoa, Chordata, Mammalia, Primates, Cebidae. The transcript has 3 exons. The record is from RefSeq and is a predicted model, not a curated record.
AUUUGGCAUGUCCCCACCCAAAUCUCAACUUGAAUUAUGUCUCCCAGAAUUCCCACCUGUUGUGGGAAGGAGCCAGUGGGAGGUAAUUGAAUCAUGGGGGCAGGCCUUUCCUGUGCUAUCCUCGUGAUAUUAAGUCUCACGAGAUUUGAUGGGUUUAUUAGGAGUUUUUGCUUUUACUUCUUCCUCACUUUCUCUUGCUACCACCAUGUUAAGAAGUGCCUUUCUCCUCCUGUCAUUCUGAGGACGCCCCAGCCAGGUGGAACUAGGAAAGAAAGCCAAGUAAAUCAAAAGGAACAGAAACUGGAAAUAUGCAGGCAUACUUGUGGCUGGUGUUAUUCCACUACUUGUACAUCAUGUGGUUUACCUCAACAUGUGGAAAAAUACAAUGCAAUGGCUCACACCUGUAAUCCCAACAUUUUCGGGGACCAAGGCAGGAGGAUCACUGGAACCCAGGUUUUGAGACCAACAUGGCAAAAACCUCAUUUCUCCAAAAAAAAUAGAAAUUUGCUGCAUGUGGUGGCACACAUCUGUGUUCCCAACUAUUCAGGAGGCUUAGGUGGGAGGAUCACUUGAGCCUAGAAGGCAG